GCAAAAAGAAGACUCGGGGAAAGUGUCGCGGCAGGAAGGAGAUGCUGGGAUCUGAUUGAACAGGUUAGGCAGUCCGUGGGAGGCAUCUGAACCUGCACGCCUUUAAUAGAGUCCUUCUGGAAUGGGUGUGCGCGCGUGCACGCCCUGCGUGCAUGUGAGAGUGUUUACUCGCCAGCGCGUGUGCCUGUUGCGGGGAGUGAGUGGGAGGGGGCUGCUGCUAGGUGAGGGGAGCUGCAGGAUCUCAGUUGCCAAGUAGCUGGUAGUAUCUGUCAGCUGUCUGCACACUGUUUACCCAUCGGGGAUCUAUUACAAGUGCUCGAAUGAACCGGCGGCUUGGGAACUAGCAGCUUCCUGGGAGCUGCCGUUACAUAAGCAUAUAUAUUUAAUAUAAUUGCCGAACAAGUAGCAGCACUAUGCCUGGAUCAGCUACAGCUAUCCGACAAGAGAGGCUGAAGAAGACCCACGCAAGGACAAUUCCCCUUGGUUUAUUCACCAUUAAUGAGGAAGAUGAGCUGCAAAAGAAUGGAAAUUCCAGAAGACCCAAAGCGUCUGAUGCCUAUAAAGUACAGGACAAGAAAACUGCCCUCAGCCGCCUCUCUUCUGCAGUUUCAGGACAAAAUAGCAACCACUCAGGAAAUAAGCCAGAUCCCCCGCCUGUGCUACGGGUUGAUGACCGGCAGCGUCUGGCCAGGGAGCGCCGCGAGGAACGAGAAAAACAGCUAGCUGCACGAGAAAUCAUCUGGCUAGAGAGAGAAGAGCGAGCCCGGCAGCACUAUGAAAGGCACCUGGAAGCACGGAAGAAGAAGCUGGAGGACCAGCGGCUGAAGGAAGAGCGGAGGAGGGCAGCGGUGGAGGAGAAGCGAAGACAGAGGCUGGAGGAGGACAAGGAGCGCCAUGAAGCUGUUGUGCGACGGACGAUGGAAAGGAGCCAGAAGCCAAAGCAGAAGCACAGCCGGUGGUCGUGGGGAGGCCCUCUCCACGGGAGCCCCGGAAUGCCCAGCGCAGAUCCAGACAGGAGGUCAGUUUCCACCAUGAAUCUUUCGAAACAUGUCGAUCCCGUCAUUAGCAAGCGGCUCUCGUCCUCAUCUGCAACUUUGCUAAAUUCUCCAGAUAGAGCUCGCCGCCUGCAGCUCAGCCCCUGGGAGAGCAGCGUUGUUAGCAGACUGCUGACGCCCACGCACUCGUUCCUGGCCAGGAGUAAAAGCACGGCUGCCUUGUCUGGAGACACAGCAUCUUCCAGCCCCAUCGUCACGCCCUUGAAAGCUGCACACUCUAGAAACACAGUGGAUCGACCAAAACUCUUUGUCACACCACCUGAGGGCUCUGCACGGAGGAGGACCAUUCACGGACCAGCGAGCCAUAAAAGAGAGCGAGACCGAGAACACGGUCCCUUCCAUGUCUCCUCCGGCUUCCGACGGACUCAGUCUCCAUCUCAUCCCAAAGCAAGAGCUCCAGCUCCGGCCCGCCUUCGGCUCCCAUCCAAGUCUAUGCCUCACUUGCCUGGCGCACCCCGGCCAGCAUCCACCUUGCCUCCAGGCUCAGUCAAAGCCGCUUCCACUCAGGCCCAUCACCCAUCACCUGGCAACAUCCGCCCUGUCAAGAGAGAAAUCAAAUUGGAGGCUGAGAAAAAAGACCCGGAGAAGAGAGUUGCCAACGAGCCAUCUGUAAAGGGCAGAGCACCCCUAGUGAAGGUGGAGGAGGUCACAGCUGAAGAGGGGACACCUGCAGAGCCAGCUGACGCUAGUAAGGAUGGACCACCUACUGUUCCGGCCCCGGCCCCGGCCCCGGCCCCAGCUCCAGCUACGGACCCGGCCCCAGACCCAGCACCAUCAUCCACUGUGGCUGGUGGUGUUCCUAAGACUUCCGCAGGCACCACUGACCCUGAAGAAGCUACGAGGCUACUGGCUGAGAAGAGGAGGCUAGCCAGAGAGCAAAGGGAGAAGGAGGAGAAGGAGAGGAAGGAGAAGGAGGAGCUGGAAAGACAAAAGAUAGAGGAACUGUCCCGAAGGAUGGCAGAAGAGCGAAGCCGCAGGGAAGAGGAGUCACGCAGGCUGGAAGCAGAGCAGGCUCGAGAGAAAGAGGAGCUGGCACUGCGUCUGGCUGAGGAAGAGCGGGAGCGGUGGGAGAGGGAGGAAGUGGAGCGCCUGCAGAAGCAGAAAGAAGAAGAAGCCCGAGCCAGGGAGGAGGCAGAGAGGGCCCGGCAAGAACGAGAGAAGCAUUUCCAGAGAGAGGAACAGGAACGCCUGGAGAGGAAGAAGCGCCUUGAAGAGAUUAUGAGAAGAACCAGGAGACCGGAGACAGCAGAUAAGAAAACCGCCGAGCAAAGAAAUGGUGACAUAGCCAAAGGAGUUCUCACUGGAGAAACAGAGGUGUCUGCACUACCAAGUAUGAACUCUCCAGGAAAUGGGGACUCUGCAGACAGCCCACGUGGAGUGGCUUUACAACCGUCAAAAGUGACCACAGAGAGUUCUCUGAUUUUGGAAGAACAGCCAAAUGAAAAUGGAAUGUCUGUACAAAAUGAAAAUUUUGAAGAAAUUAUAAACUUACCUGUUGGAUCAAAAGCAUCCAGAUUAGAUAUCACCAAUGACGAGAGCCCAGAAAUUCCUUUGAAACCAAUUUUGGCCUUUAGUGACGAAGGGACACUUGGGCCACUACCUCAGGUAGAUGGUGUGCAAACACAGCAGACCGCAGAAGUUAUAUGAGCGUUCCCUCCGAAGAACCAAAGCAGACUAAUGGAAUUUCUACAACGAAUGGAAUUUCAGGCUGCAAAGGAGCACCUCCCUCAACUUUUCUAUAGACUUCUUGACCAUCAUUUUGAAAGACUUAUUAAAGCCAGCUAAAAACAACAGCCUGGGUCGCUUUUCUAAUCAUUGUCGCCAAUUGAGAGAACUGCUCCUUUAUCUUGACGCCCCAAGAUGGCUUUUUCCAGAGUGCGCCUUCCUAGUAAAUCAAUAUUUUUCUGCAUUCUUAAAAAAAAAAAAAAAAAAAAAAGGAGCAUUUGACUAUAAAAAGAAAUGGACUGACAAGGCAUGAUUUUUUUCACACUGAUCUUUUCAUUUUUAAACUUCAAUAUAUAAAAUUGGCAAAAG
This is a messenger RNA of Acomys russatus (golden spiny mouse), 3089 nucleotides long. RefSeq names its product microtubule associated protein 7 (gene Map7). Gene Ontology annotation, biological process: microtubule cytoskeleton organization. The coding region runs from base 414 to 2702 and encodes 762 amino acids. The transcript has 18 exons. The record is from RefSeq and is a predicted model, not a curated record. Lineage: Eukaryota; Metazoa; Chordata; Mammalia; Rodentia; Muridae. Gene Ontology annotation, cellular component: microtubule cytoskeleton.